Nomascus leucogenys (northern white-cheeked gibbon) is the source of this 2539-nucleotide messenger RNA. RefSeq names its product syntaxin binding protein 3 (gene STXBP3). Gene Ontology annotation, biological process: neurotransmitter secretion; intracellular protein transport; vesicle-mediated transport. NCBI's taxonomy places the organism in Eukaryota, Metazoa, Chordata, Mammalia, Primates, Hylobatidae. Gene Ontology annotation, molecular function: syntaxin binding. Gene Ontology annotation, cellular component: secretory granule; plasma membrane. The record is from RefSeq and is a predicted model, not a curated record.
GCAUGCUCCUGCAGCAAGGGGCGGGGCCACCCCAACGCCACUUCUGCGGCCAAAGUAGGUUGGGAGUGGAAGGUGGUGGCUGCUGCUCCGCAGUGUCGGGAAGAUGGCGCCGCCGGUGGCAGAGAGGGGGCUAAAGAGCGUCGUGUGGCAGAAGAUAAAAGCAACAGUGUUUGAUGACUGCAAGAAAGAAGGCGAAUGGAAGAUAAUGCUUUUAGAUGAAUUUACCACUAAGCUUUUGGCAUCGUGUUGCAAAAUGACAGAUCUUCUAGAAGAAGGUAUUACUGUUGUAGAGAAUAUUUAUAAGAAUCGUGAACCUGUCAGACAAAUGAAAGCUCUUUAUUUCAUCACUCCAACAUCAAAGUCUGUAGAUUGUUUCUUACAUGAUUUUGCAAGUAAAUCGGAGAACAAGUAUAAAGCAGCAUAUAUUUACUUCACUGACUUUUGCCCUGAUAAUCUCUUUAACAAAAUUAAGGCUUCUUGCUCCAAGUCAAUAAGAAGAUGUAAAGAAAUAAAUAUUUCCUUCAUUCCACAUGAAUCUCAGGUGUAUACUCUUGAUGUGCCAGAUGCAUUCUAUUACUGUUAUAGUCCAGACCCUGGUAAUGCAAAGGGAAAAGAUGGCAUUAUGGAAGCAAUGGCUGACCAGAUAGUUACAGUGUGUGCCACCUUGGAUGAAAAUCCCGGAGUAAGAUAUAAAAGUAAACCUCUAGAUAAUGCCAGUAAGCUUGCACAGCUUGUUGAAAAAAAGCUUGAAGACUACUACAAGAUUGAUGAAAAGAGCCUAAUAAAGGGUAAAACUCAUUCACAGCUCUUAAUAAUUGAUCGUGGCUUUGAUCCUGUGUCCACUGUCCUGCAUGAACUGACCUUUCAGGCAAUGGCAUAUGAUCUACUACCAAUUGAGAAUGAUACAUACAAAUAUAAAACAGAUGGAAAAGAAAAGGAGGCCGUCCUUGAAGAAGAAGAUGACCUCUGGGUUAGAAUUCGACAUCGACAUAUCGCGGUUGUGUUAGAGGAAAUUCCCAAGCUUAUGAAAGAAAUUUCAUCAACAAAGAAAGCAACAGAAGGAAAGAUAUCACUUGGUGCUCUUACCCAGCUGAUGAAAAAGAUGCCCCAUUUCCGAAAACAGAUUACCAAGCAAGUUGUCCAUCUUAACUUAGCAGAAGAUUGCAUGAAUAAGUUCAAGCUUAAUAUAGAAAAGCUCUGCAAAACUGAACAGGACCUGGCACUUGGAACUGAUGCAGAAGGACAGAAGGUGAAAGAUUCCAUGCGAGUACUCCUUCCAGUUCUACUCAACAAAAAUCAUGAUAACUGUGAUAAAAUAAGAGCAAUUCUACUUUAUAUCUUCAGUAUUAAUGGAACUACGGAAGAAAAUUUGGACAGGUUAAUCCAGAAUGUAAAGAUAGAAAAUGAGAGUGACAUGAUUCGUAACUGGAGUUACCUUGGUGUUCCCAUUGUUCCCCAAUCUCAACAAGGCAAACCGUUAAGGAAGGAUCGGUCUGCAGAAGAAACUUUUCAGCUCUCUCGAUGGACACCUUUUAUCAAAGAUGUUAUGGAGGAUGCUAUUGAUAAUAGAUUAGAUUCAAAAGAAUGGCCAUAUUGUUCCCAGUGUCCAGCAGUCUGGAAUGGUUCAGGAGCUGUAAGUGCUCGCCAGAAACCCAGAGCUAAUUAUUUAGAAGACCGAAAAAAUGGGUCAAAGCUGAUUGUUUUUGUAAUUGGAGGGAUUACAUACUCGGAAAUGCGUUGUGCUUAUGAAGUUUCUCAGGCACAUAAAUCCUGUGAAGUUAUUAUUGGUUCUACACAUAUUUUAACACCCAAAAAGCUGUUGGAUGAUAUAAAGAUGCUGAAUAAACCCAAGGAUAAAGUCUCCUUUAUUAAAGAUGAAUAGCGUUUAUUUUUGGAGGGUUUAAAGAUUCUUACUAAUAUGUUGAACUAAAAUAGAAAGAAAAUGUUGCUGUCAUGUAAUUUAAACAAUGUAAAUAUUUUAUGGAAUAAUGGCUUUUCAAAUACAUUUCUUAAGGAACUGUUUAUGGUUAUGUAUUACUGGAUUUGUCAUCUUUGAUAAUUUAAAUAUUGCUGCUGCUUUGUAGAUGAUGAGAAGAAAUGUUAAAAUGCUUUCUAAAAGGAAAUUUUUUCACCUUUGGAGGAGAAUAUAUUAGAGUUGUGGGUAAUUUUUCACAGCCACCUAUGUACAUACUAACUACCCAUUGGAUACUUAUAUCUAAAAGUCUCAUGCGGAAGUAUAGUUUUUGGGAAAGAAUGAUUUUAAAUAAAGAGAUUGUAAAAGUAAAAAACUGUAAAUUAUAUGUAUGAUAGAAUUGUUUCCUCUAAGUGUAGUUUUUCUUUCAACUAAAAUUCAGUUUGUUUUAUGUGUAAAAUAAUUCAGUCAUUAAUAGAAAUGGAGUGAUUUCACAGUGUAUACUAUUUUGCCACAUACUUGUAAAGAACACGAUUUUAUAUAAUUUUGAAAUCAUGUAUGUUUAAAUUAGAAAACCAAAAAUCAUGAACAUUCUAAGAGAAAAUGAAUAUAGAAUUUAAAAAAUUA